GAUUUAUAUGUUUACGAAAAAUAAAUAAUAUAUUAAUAUAUAUGUACCAUUUUUAAUAAAUAAUAUUCGUGCUACAAUUAUCUGUGUUCAGUGCUUUAAUAUAUGUUAUUAAGUGUGUUAAGAGGAUACAAAUGAAUAGCCUCCAGUCGUCGAGGAUCAGCGAGGACGACCUCUUCAGCUCCCCCUCCUCAGAUGAAAAGAUGGACACAGCAUCCGAAUCACUACGGUCGACUCAAGACACCCCGAACUCGAUUCUAUCAGAUUCAGAGGAAAGAGACACAGAAGUAUUAAGAUUACAGAAUCCCAAUGUCCUAAAAUUACUUGAAACAGAGAAAUUAGACAAUAAAAUAUCAAUUAAAUCAGAUUUAAAUGAUAGUCUGAUAAAUCGUAUGUCGAAUUUGAGGAUCGAUUCGCCAGUCAGACCUAGGAAUCUAGGUAUCAGUCCCCCUAGGCUUAGUUCAACCCUAACUCUUACCACCAGUCAUCCCCUAAUGACUUUAAGUCCGGAUGAGAACUUCCCAGAUGUAAUACCAAAGAAAGUGCCCAAAAUAGAAGAUGAGAAGGACCUAAGUCUGUCCAGCAUAGAGGAUGAGAGAGGCACCACUAAUGGUUACGAACUGUACACUCCUCUGAGGAACACUUCGAAGAAUAACCUGUACUUUUCUGAUAAUUUCGUGACAGCUGACAGUCAAAUUCUGAGCGAGUCUCUCAAUGCGCCUCCAGAUGUUGCAAGAAUCGAACAGAACGAAAGGCGAAAGAUCAUACCAAGAUACACAGAAAAUCUGACAGAGUUCUCGACUCCUCCGAAGAAUUUUGGUCACAUGCCUGAUGUUGAUUCCAGCGCCGUGAAAUAUGGUGACGAUAGGAGCAAGAUCUCCAGUUACAGCACGCCCAGGAGUCUUGGUUUGAAUGCGAAGAAAACUGAGGAGUUCCAUUCGGUAGCGGAGUGGUGCGAGUCUCCAGCUCACGUCCGGACGAUGCCUAACUUCGAUCUUCCCAUCGAAAUGUCUACUCAAAUUGCUGUUCAUAAUGAUCUAGAAUCCCCAGACGUGAUAUCAUCAUCGACACAAGAAGAUAGGUCAGCCUACCAGGCGUUGCUCGACCCCUACACGGGGUCGGUAGCUUUACGACACACCACGCCAAAGACCAACCCGCCGAGGAGGAAAGUGCAAUUGCCGCCAGAAGUAGAAGACGAUAGAUGCAGCCUGGACAGCGUCAGCGGUUGUUCCAUGGACUCGGAAGACGAGCCUCCCCCCCUCCCCCCACAGCAGCAUGAUACCAGUGAAGAGGACAAUACCAAGAGAUCGAAAUCAACGAACACAGUGAGUGAAUGCAGCGAUCCGAUACCUGAGUACUCCGCCGCUGAGGAGUUCCGGGACGAGAGGUCGUGGCUCACUGUACAGCACAGCGGCGGGCGAUCGGUCUGCGAUAUGAAGGUGAUCGAGCCGUUCAAGCGCGUGGUGUCGCACGGCGGCUACGAGCCCGGCGGCGCCGCGCUCAUCGUGUUCAGCGCCUGCCACCUGCCGGACAACGCGCGCCCCGACUACCGCUACGUCAUGGACAACCUGUUCCUCUACGUGCUGUGGAGCCUGGAGCGGCUGGUGACGGACGAGUACGUGCUGGUGUACCUGCACGGCAGCGCGGGCCGCCGCCGCCUGCCCUCCUUCGCCUGGCUGCACGAGUGCUACAAGCUGCUGGACCGCCGAUUAAGAAAGAGUCUGAAACACUUGUACUUGGUUCAUCCGACGUUCUGGCUGAAGUCUUUUGUGAUCGUCACGAAGCCGUUCGUAAGUUCAAAAUUCUUCCGGAAGCUGACUUAUAUUAAAAGUCUCAAGGAGCUACUAGAAAAGGUGCCCGUCGAACCAAACGCUAUACCGGAAAUAGUGAAACAGUACGACGCGAGUAGGCAAUAG
Melitaea cinxia (Glanville fritillary) is the source of this 1913-nucleotide messenger RNA. RefSeq lists its product as uncharacterized. NCBI's taxonomy places the organism in Eukaryota, Metazoa, Arthropoda, Insecta, Lepidoptera, Nymphalidae. Gene Ontology annotation, cellular component: cytoplasm. The record is from RefSeq and is a predicted model, not a curated record. Bases 132 to 1913 code for a protein of 593 amino acids. The transcript has 10 exons.